GUUAUUGGAGUUAAGGGCUCAAGAAGUGAGGAAACACAGUUUAAGGUUGUUUUGCCUUCCCAGGGAAAGGGCAAAGCAAAGGGAAAAAAUUUCGAUUGCUUUGCUUGUUGUCAUAACCAUGGCAUCGUUUGGGUCCCUCAAAUCCACCAUUUUCGACAAAGAAGAGAGGAAACAGCAAUAUCAGUGGCAUAUUCGGGGCCUUAAUGCAUUCGAUCGUCACAAGAAAUUCAUCAAUGAUUAUGUUAAUUUUUAUGGAAAAGAACGACCUUCAAACUUGAAGUUGCCUAUUAAAACAGAUCAAGAUACAUUAAGAGAAGGAUACAGAUUCAUCCGGUCAGAGGAAGAUGACAUGAAUCCAUCGUGGGAACAAAGGCUAGUCAAGCGUUAUUAUGACAAGCUUUUUAAGGAAUACUGCCUCGCUGACAUGUCAAAUUACAAGAGUGGUAAGAUUGGCCUCAGGUGGAGGACAGAGAAGGAAGUCAUGUCUGGCAAAGGCCAGUUCAUAUGUGGUAACAAACAUUGCAAUGAGAAAGAUGGUUUAGCAAGCUAUGAGGUGAACUUUUGUUACUUUGAAGCUGGAGAAAACAAACAAGCCCUAGUUAAAUUGGUAGCAUGUGAGCGAUGUGCAUGCAAACUCAACUACAAGAGGCAGAAAGAAAAGGAGCAGUUAGAAAAAAGGCAACAAGAUCAAGAUAGACGAAAGAGGAGUCGUUCAAAGAGUGAUGAUGAUCUAGAUGAUUACGAAGAAAGCAACGAGAGAAGGAGAAAAGGCAAAAAGGCUUUGACUUCAUCCAGUGAUCGUAAAAUUGAUGGUGAUGAUGAUGAUGAUGAUAACUUAGAUGAGUUUCUUGAGGGUAUGUUUCCUUGAUCUUGGCUUAUUGACUGUCACAACUUAAAAGUGCUUCCGUGCAUCAAAGCUGAGCAAACAGAAAAAGGAUAGGGUUGCAUGUGUAUAGUGUUGUGUCUGAAUAAUGAAAAUUGCUUAGCAGAAUGAUCUGCUUUAUGAUCCUAAUCUCUAAACUCUAAAUCCUAAACCCUAAAUCAUUUAUAAUGGAUAAAAGUUUGUUGUUUGAUGUAUUUUUAAUGAAAAGAGCAUGCAGCAGCGUAUUUUGAUGUUAUGGUUUUUGUAUGUGACUUCAAAAUAUGAUAAAAUUUGAAGUAUGUCAUGUU
Messenger RNA from Vigna unguiculata (cowpea), 1170 nucleotides. Its product is annotated as folate-sensitive fragile site protein. The record is from RefSeq and is a predicted model, not a curated record. Gene Ontology annotation, molecular function: phosphatase activity. NCBI's taxonomy places the organism in Eukaryota, Viridiplantae, Streptophyta, Magnoliopsida, Fabales, Fabaceae. Gene Ontology annotation, biological process: dephosphorylation.